Archocentrus centrarchus (flier cichlid) is the source of this 2862-nucleotide messenger RNA. It is a transcript of the gene ist1, whose product is annotated as IST1 factor associated with ESCRT-III. NCBI's taxonomy places the organism in Eukaryota, Metazoa, Chordata, Actinopteri, Cichliformes, Cichlidae. The coding region runs from base 130 to 1182 and encodes 350 amino acids. The record is from RefSeq and is a predicted model, not a curated record. Gene Ontology annotation, biological process: protein transport. The transcript has 10 exons.
ACACCCCGCCCCUGGGUUAUUCCCCAUGACGUCACUGAAGAUAAUCGCGGAAGUGAACCGACGAAACAGACAGAAACCCAAAUAAGUUGGUGUGUACGCUCGAUUCAUCUAUACAGGUUAUCCAUCAUCAUGCUGGGAGGAGGAUUCAAAGCAGAGAGGCUAAGAGUCAACCUUCGACUGGUCAUCAACCGGCUCAAACUCCUGGAGAAAAAGAAAACUGAGCUUGCUCAGAAAGCCAGGAAGGAGAUUGCAGAUUAUCUGUCAUCGGGUAAGGAUGAGCGGGCAAGGAUCCGGGUGGAGCACAUCAUCAGAGAGGACUAUCUAGUAGAAGCCAUGGAGAUCUUGGAGCUUUACUGUGACUUGCUGUUGACUCGAUUUGGCCUCAUUCAGUCUAUGAAAGAACUAGACCCAGGCUUACAGGAGGCAGUGUCCACCCUCAUCUGGGCAGCUCCACGUCUGCAGUCAGAGGUGUCUGAGCUAAAAACUGUUUCUGAACAGCUAUGUGCAAAAUAUAGCAAGGAAUAUGGCAAGCUAUGCAGGACAAACCAGAUUGGCACAGUCAACGACAGGCUGAUGCACAAACUGAGUGUGGAGGCUCCUCCCAAGAUUUUGGUCGAGCGCUACUUGAUAGAGAUCGCAAAGAACUAUAAUGUCCCCUAUGAACCUGAUGCCAUGGUCCGGCCCGAGGUGUGUCCUGGGGAGGAGGCUGACCUGAUUGAUGUGGACAAUGACAGGAAGUCUGGAGGAGGAGGAGGAGGUGGUGGAGGAUUCACAGCUCCACCAGCUCCUGGAAUCCACAUGCCCAUGCCCAUGCCUAUGGCAAUGCCCAUGCCAUCACCUUUCAACUAUCCACCUGCCAAAGGAGCUGAACCGUUUAACACUGCAAUUGGAACCUACAACAGCUUCCAGCCCCCCAUGGGAGGAGGGCAGCCACCUCAGCUGCCCACUUCUCCCCCUACAUACGAGUCUAUUGACGACAUAACUGACAAACCUUUCGUUCCUUCCCAGGCCACAGGUCCUACUCCUUCAUCUCGGAUUUAUGACAACAACGCUCUCCCAGAACUGCCGUCUGUUCCUGACACACUCCCGACAUCCUCCUUCGGCAGAAGCAACACCACCUCGGAUGACAUCGACUUUGAUGAUUUGACGAGGCGGUUUGAGGACCUGAAGAAGAAGACCUAAAUGCUAUAACCCAAUAUACAGAAACACACAGGCCUGUGUCAUCACCUGCACAGCUCAGAAAUAGGAAAUGUUCAAGGCUCUGAAUCAGAUUUGGGAAGUUCUCCUCCCCCUUCCUCAGUGAAAUAAUUUUACAUAAAUAUUAUUCACAUUUGUAUUCUAUUACCUCAUUUAUAUAGCUAUGACCAGUUGAUGAGAGGCAGUGCUUUUAAGUGCCACACAUUCUCAUUUCUUUCUAUUUGGCACAUUGGAUAAAGUCUUACAAUCAUGUGGGUGUUCACCCUUUCUCACUCCUUAUUUAAAAUCACACUGACUUUUAUCUUCUCCAAUUUGUCUGUGUGAUAAUCAAUAUAAUCACAUUUAAAUUUGAAGUGUUGCUUUUUCCUGAAGGUUUUGGGUCUGACUAAUAUGCCUUUUAUUCUACUUUGCACACACUAAUGCCGCUGCAAAUCUUUUCCACUGUGUCACUCAACCCCAUCUCAAACCAGUCCAACAAGUCCAACAGGCUGUGCCACUUUGGUGGCAAACAAGUUUUUACACAUUGAAGUCACCAUGUAGUUUCAGAGGUGGGGCUCCAACACCCAGCAAGCCCCCCGAUGUACAGGGACAGAGAGAAGCCAUAUUUUCAGUGUUGUGCAGUUUUUGUCACUUUAUGAUGGAUUCUUUAAACACUCAUCAAGCUUCUCAAACUUUUAAGUUGUAUUUAUAUCAGAAAAAUUGUAAGUUUUCAAACCCGUUCUGUUUGAGGGGUGAUGGGACACAUGUAAAGUGACAAAAGUGUAUGGAAAUCUGUAAUAUAAAACAUUUACAGUAAUAUAGACUUAUUUACUCAAAUGAUUUAACUGUACAGGAAAAGGAGUUUGGCAGCAGGAAGUUCAAUAUUUGAAAAGUCUGUUUUAUAUACAGUAUCUCCGAAUAAAGUUGUUUUUUUUUUUUUGCCCUUUUGAAUGUCAGUUUUGCAAAAUACCUGCACUUUUUUUAUGACUCGACAAACUAAUUUACAAUUAAAAUCCCCGCAGACGAAGGCGGCCACACGGCAAACUGAUUUGUUUAGAUGUAAAGUUUGAGUCCAGAGGAAAAAGUCUGUGCUGUCUUCUUUGAUCUUGUGCAUGGGUAUUGUAUUAUAUGUGCACCACUCCAUUUGCCUUAGCUAUCAUUGCUCAUCAGAGGCCUUGGCAGUCUGAACUAGGAUUAAGCAUCUGUUAUCCACCAAGACUGGACACGUUAUGUAUUUUUCAGUUUGUAGUUCAUCUUAUUUGCUUUAAAACCCACAAAUUCUUCUGAGUUUUAAUUUGCUUAAUAAAUGAAAGUUGAGGUAGAUGUUUUUAAUUAUUGCAAUGAGUGUAAUGGAAGGGUUUUUGUUGUUGUUCCUGUAACCUAACCAGACCCGGCUCUGCUUGCGUGGCAAAUGGACGGUGGCCUUGAAUAAUAUGACUCAGUGGUCUCUGGAUGCGCUUUAAAGAGCUUCCCCACCGAGUGAUACAUACAGUUAAUUAAUUGUUUUACAGGAGCUGGAGAAAGUGAGAAGUUAAUUAACGUUACUGAACUGUGAUCUUUUCUAUGUUGGACUGUUCUUUCCUGUUUUAAGAUGCGAACUCAUGUCUUGUUGCAAAAAAUAAGACACCCCCCCCCCCCCACACACACACACACACACACAUAAAAUGUAUACUACAAUAACAAUUU